Marasmius oreades (fairy-ring Marasmius) is the source of this 219-nucleotide messenger RNA. RefSeq names its product Meiotic recombination protein dmc1. The record is from RefSeq and is a predicted model, not a curated record. Gene Ontology annotation, molecular function: ATP binding; double-stranded DNA binding; single-stranded DNA binding. The coding region runs from base 1 to 219 and encodes 72 amino acids. Gene Ontology annotation, biological process: DNA strand invasion; reciprocal meiotic recombination; mitotic recombination. The transcript has 2 exons. Gene Ontology annotation, cellular component: condensed nuclear chromosome. Lineage: Eukaryota; Fungi; Basidiomycota; Agaricomycetes; Agaricales; Marasmiaceae.
AUGUUCCUUCAAGCUGACCCUGGCGCCACAAUGACUUUCGUUGCUGGCGGUGCUCUGAAACCCAUUGGCGGUCAUAUCUUGUCCCAUGCGUCCGCUACAAGAAUGUUCCUUCGUAAAGGUCGAGCGGAAGAACGUGUGGCAAAGCUCGUCGACAGUCCUGACCGCCCUGAAAGUGAAGCUUCUUAUAAACUAGACGAAGGUGGCUGGGCAGAUGUUUGA